Messenger RNA from Entrophospora sp. SA101, 285 nucleotides. NCBI's taxonomy places the organism in Eukaryota, Fungi, Glomeromycota, Glomeromycetes, Entrophosporales, Entrophosporaceae. The record is from the annotation of a GenBank genome assembly.
AUGCUCCCGAUCCGUCAGCAAGAUUUAAUCAAUGUACCACUUUUAUAUAUGGUUUCUGAUGGUAAAAUUUUUGUUUCAAGCUUUUCAAUAGCUUCAGUAAUUCUUUCACAUGUGAAAAGUCUAGGUCUUUCUGAUUCGCAUUAUAAUGCAUCUGUUCGUGCUCUUAAAAACGUUCAAGAGUGGUUGAAAUCAAACAAAAUCAAGAUUGGCCAAGUCGAUCAUCUGGCUUCAAUCAAAUUGAGAUGGUUACAAAGACGAGUUUCCAGUUUGUUACCAAUAACUUAA